GGGUUCUCCCCUCCCAGGUGGCGGCCGCGGCUCGACCCUCGGUAAGCCGAUGGCCCGGGUCCCGAGCGCGGGCUAGCGUGCCUGGGUGCCCGGCCAUGGGCUGUGUCGGCUCUCGGAGCCCGGCGGGUCAGGCAUUUCUGGGGACCACCAGCAGGCUGAGGCUCAGGGACAGAGACGGCUGCUCCAGCUAAAGGUCAGUUGUGCUAUACAUUGCCUCUUGGCACUGUCUAAGGGAUGGGCCUCAGCUUGCUGAGCUCCACAGAGCUUGGCUGGGCCCCUGGCACUCCCACCUCCUCAAAGCCAUGAGGCAGGAGUGUUCUCCUUAUGCGACUAGGAACAGGUUCCAAGUGGGGAGGGGACUGGCUCAGCAUCCGGAACCAAAAUAGGAAUAGAACUGGGAGCUGAGCCUGGAGCGGUUCUGGGCUUUUGGUUCUCUGCAUCAACACAGCCAGCAUGCCUAUGAUUUCUGUGCUGGGAAAAAUGUUCCUGUGGCAGCGUGAAGGGCCUGGAGGACGAUGGACUUGUCAGACAAGUCGCAGAGUGGCCUCGGACCCCGCGUGGGCUGUGGAGUGGAUCGAGCUUCCUCGGGGCCUCUCUCUCUCUUCUCUGGGAUCCUCUCGGACCCUCCGAGGCUGGAGCCGGUCCUCUCGCCCUUCCUCCGUGGACAGCCAGGACUUGCCAGAGGCCCGGCCAGAGGCUACCGGCGCCACCCUGGGGGCCCUGUCAGCCAGGUGAAUGUUGGAGACAGAGUCGCGAUGCUGCCCAAGUCCCGGAGAGCUCUAACUAUCCAGGAGAUUGCUGCGCUGGCCAGAUCCUCCCUGCAUGGUAUUUCCCAGGUGGUGAAGGACCACGUGACCAAGCCCACAGCCAUGGCCCAGGGCCGAGUGGCUCACCUCAUUGAAUGGAAGGGCUGGAGCAAGCCAAGUGACUCGCCUGCUGCCCUGGAAUCAGCCUUUUCCUCCUAUUCAGAUCUCAGUGAGGGUGAACAAGAGGCUCGCUUUGCAGCAGGAGUGGCUGAGCAAUUUGCCAUUGCAGAAGCCAAGCUCCGGGCGUGGUCUUCAGUGGAUGGUGAGGACUCUACAGAUGAAUCCUAUGAUGAGGACUUUGCUGGGGGAACUGACUCAGACAUGGCUGGGCAGCUGGGACCCCACCUCCAGGACCUCUUCACUGGUCACCGAUUUUCUCGGCCUUUGCGCCAGGGCUCUGUGGAGCCUGAGAGCGACUGCUCGCAGACCGUGUCCCCAGACACCCUGUGCUCUAGUCUGUGCAGCCUGGAGGAUGGGUUGCUGGGCUCUCCGGCCCGCCUGGCCUCCCAGCUGCUGGGCGAAGAGCUGCUCCUUGCCAAACUGCCCCCCAGCCGGGAAAGUGCCUUCCGCAGCCUGGGCCCAUUGGAGGCCCAGGACUCGCUCUACAACUCGCCCCUCACAGAGUCCUGCCUUUCCCCCGCGGAGGAGGAGCCAGCCGCCUGCGAGGACUGCCAGCCGCUCUGCCCGCCACCGGGGGGCAACUGGGAACAGCAGUGGCAAGCUUCUGAUGUGGCUUCUUCUGGGGUGGUGUCCUUAGAUGAGGAUGAGGUAGAACCAGAGGAACAGUGACACAAAUCAUGCCUGGUGAUGGCAUGUGUCCCCUGGCUGCUGGUGGGGGCAGAGCCUCAGUGCCCAAGCGUGGGCUUGAGGCUUCCAGCAGAGCUCCAAAGCCUAGAGGGCUCCUUGGAGCACUCACUCCUCAUUGUGUGUUUUGCAUGAAAGUGUCUAGAGAGGAGGCAGGGACCAGGCUGGGGGCGCAUGUCCAGCCCCCACUCCUGGGGUUUGCCGGGGCUGCCCGGGGCCCCUGGGGCAUGGCUACAGCUGUGGCAGAGUGAUGUCAUGUUCUUAAAUCAAAAAACGCCACAUAUUUCCUCCUCUGAUGGUGUGAACCCCCGAGGGGACGGUUAUGACUGGGCUGUGUGGGGUAGAAUUGGAGGGAGCCUGGCCUCCCCCUGCCCCUCCCUCUGCCUCUCUCCUCUCUGCUUCUCUCCUCACCUCCAAGUUCAUGUGCAGUGCUUGAUAGAAUCACCCCCACCUGGGGAGCCUACGGAUUGAGCCGUCCCCAGGGCCCCUCUCCCAGCUGGGCUCGUGCUGUGCUUCACCUCUCCAUUGUCUCUAAAUCUUCUUCUUUUUUCUAAAGAAAAA
Molecule: messenger RNA, 2171 nt
Organism: Pteronotus mesoamericanus
Lineage: Eukaryota; Metazoa; Chordata; Mammalia; Chiroptera; Mormoopidae
Gene: FAM131A
Product: family with sequence similarity 131 member A
Exons: 8
Coding region: 516-1595 (359 amino acids)
Source: RefSeq, a predicted model, not a curated record